Molecule: messenger RNA, 1785 nt
Organism: Trachymyrmex septentrionalis
Lineage: Eukaryota; Metazoa; Arthropoda; Insecta; Hymenoptera; Formicidae
Gene: ldbr
Product: lariat debranching enzyme
Exons: 5
Coding region: 138-1667 (509 amino acids)
Biological process (GO): mRNA splicing, via spliceosome
Cellular component (GO): nucleus
Molecular function (GO): RNA lariat debranching enzyme activity
Source: RefSeq, a predicted model, not a curated record
UGUAUGUGUAAUGAGGUUGUUUACAGGCGUUACAGGUGAUUCUAGCCAUCGUAUUCAUAGCCAUACGUUUGAGAAAAACGUAUAUGACAUUAGUCACAAGAUAGUGUAAAUCUUGAUUUUACGAUUGAGUUUCGAAAAUGAGGAUUGCUGUGGAGGGUUGCGCUCAUGGCGAACUGGACAUUAUUUACGAGACUAUACAGGAAAUAGAAAAAAUCGAUGGGAGGAAAAUAGAUCUGCUUAUUUGCUGCGGCGAUUUUCAAGCUACCAGAAAUUUAAGUGAUCUAAAAUGUAUGGCAAUAUCGGAUAAAUACAAGGAUAUGUGUACAUUUUACAAAUAUUAUUCUGGUGAAAAGAAAGCUCCUAUAUUAACCAUUUUUAUCGGAGGCAAUCAUGAAGCAUCAAAUUAUCUGCAGGAAUUGCCAUAUGGAGGAUGGGUUGCACCUAAUAUUUAUUAUCUUGGAUACGCAGGUGUGGUACAAGUAGCUGGAAUCAGAAUUGCAGGACUUUCAGGUAUAUACAAGAGUCGACAUUGGAUGCAGGGACGUUAUGAGAAGCCUCCCUAUACUGAUAGUACUAUACGAAGUGUUUAUCAUAUCAGGAAUCUAGAAGUGUUUAGAUUAAAACAGCUUUCUGGCAAAAUUGAUAUUUUUUUAUCACAUGAUUGGCCGGCAGGAGUAACAAAAUAUGGAGAUGAAGAUAUAUUACUGAAACGAAAACCAUUUUUUAAAGAUGACAUAGAAAGCAAUACGCUUGGCAGUCCUCCAUGUAUGGAACUGUUAGAACGUCUUUAUCCGUCUUACUGGUUCUCCGCGCAUUUGCAUUGCAAAUUCGCAGCACUUGUUCCUGAGAAGGGAGGAGCACGAGUGACAAAGUUUUUAGCGCUGGACAAAUGUCUGCCGAAACGGAAAUUCCUUCAAGUGCUGGAGGUGCGUUCGCAGGAAGAUGGUCCAAUACAAUUGAACUAUGAUCUAGAAUGGUUGACGAUACUUUAUCUGACAAAUCAUCUGCUGAGCGUCAAGAGCAGUAUCCAUUAUAUGCCUGGUCAGUACGGUGGCGGCAGAUGGACAUACACACCCACAGCAAAGGAAAAACAGACCGUGUAUGAGAAGUUUGGCUCCAAUCUCCAAAUUCCUCUCAACUUCACUCAAACCGUUAAACCAUACGACCCGUGUGAUAUGAAUACUCAGAUCGAAUGGCCACGAUUGCUGAUAAACGAUCAGACUACUCGAUUCUGCAGGAUGCUAGGUAUCGAUGAUCCUUCUGCUCUACUACAGAUUAUUACAAACACUAUGAUGGAUAACAGUAGAUCAAGCGAAUUGUCGAUGGAGACAUCCGGCGAGUACACGCCAGAAUCCAUGGAUAUCUCAUUCGACGAGGAAAGCGUAUUCAGUUCCACCUUUGAGGAGAAUUCAACACACAAGUAUUUCGUCGACAACUCACCGACGAAUUUUUCUCCUAAGAGUGAUGGCGAUGAUUCGGAUAACGGGGAUACGAGUAAAAGCACCUUGGAUGGAACAGUUAAUAGCUCGAAUACAGAAACCACCACAGAAAUUGCAGAUUCCGCUUCGAUGGAUGAUAGUAGCGAACAAACUGGUUGUGUUCAAACCGAGCCGAACUGCAAAAAGUUUAAACGCCGGAAUUAUUCUGUAUACUCUAGCACGUUUUAACUGUGAUAGUGUCUUCCUUAGGUAUUUGCGUCUGUACUCACUUGUUUCCAUGUGGACUUUUUCUGUAUUAUAUCUAAUUUGUAAAUAGCACGAACUUUUUAUAAUCGAUUACAUAUAU